Messenger RNA from Contarinia nasturtii (swede midge), 1405 nucleotides. RefSeq lists its product as uncharacterized. Bases 116 to 1405 code for a protein of 429 amino acids. The transcript has 4 exons. The record is from RefSeq and is a predicted model, not a curated record. NCBI's taxonomy places the organism in Eukaryota, Metazoa, Arthropoda, Insecta, Diptera, Cecidomyiidae.
AACUUUAAAAAUCUUGAAUCGAUUCAAAAGUGGUCCGGAUAUUCCAGUGUUAGAGAAAGAAAGAAAUGUGAAAGUUAAACCGAAGCCGAAGAAAAAUUCCCAAAACACAUUUUCAAUGAUCAAAUUUUAUCAAAGCAUCCCAAAAUACGAUGACGUUCGCCAUUUGCCAGAGUACGAUUUUUCGCAAAGAGUUGAAAUGUUGAAAAAAGUUCACGGCGACCUGAGCGAGACAAUGUUGCGACCCACAUGUAAGAGGCCUGUUUCGUCGGCAUCUCGAUGUAGCAAAAGGAAAAACAGUGCGAAAAAGAAGAAAAGCCAAAAAGCAAAUAGUUUAUGCAAUAGUUUCAGCAAGGCAAGUUUGGUGGAAACCAAUGAAAAUGUUGAUGAUGAACGGCUCCACAGUGCAAGUUCGUUUGUUAUGCCAAGCCCACCGCCGCCGAUUGUCCUACCACCACCGUCGCCAAUCAAACGAUUACAAGCGUUGCGCGAAAAACUAUUGACAUGUGUCGAUGAUUGGGAAUGUGAACCGAAAAUUCCAACACCAAUUAUCGUGUCACCGAUGUGUUCACCAAGUUUUCAUUUGCAUAAAUUGCACCAUCAUUACCAUCACGACCACGACCCUUAUCCAUGCGAUAAUUUGCAUAAUACAAUUUACUUUUUGAAUGAUCAUGACGAUGGUCCCGUAACGCGGAAUUCAAACUGCUUUCACAGUCCACCGACACCAGCUUCAGCUUCAUGUCCGAUAGAAUUCAAUUCGGAUUUUAAACGGAAUUUGAAUUGCAACGAAAAAUCAACACCAACGAAAGAAAAAGUGCGUAGAGCCAAAUCAUGCCCGAAAGAUUUGUUUAGCGUAACUUCAUCGAGGUGUUCAGAUUCAAAAAAAUGUAUUCAAAAUGGAUCCAUUGAAAUUGAUAAUUCAGCAAAGCCCCAAGAAUUUGAACCGAGUUUUUGUAACGAAAGCGUUUCACCAACGACAAUAUCACGGCAACAAAAUGCUUACCCGAAAACUACCACCAAAAUUAAAGUCAAGCCAAAGUCUAAGACACCAAAUUCAAUGGACGAAUUUAUAUCGUCGAAACUGGUUCGCAGUAAUUUGGCUGCAAUACUGCGACACCGAAAUUCACGCAAGAAAAUCAACGAUUUGGCCGAAGAAAAGCUGAAAGAACACAUGGAUGUUUCGAAAUUUAUACCAAAUUGUCAUAAAUGGGAUGUUCGAAAAAGCGAUGCGUGGAAAACAUUCACAUCUGAAGAUACCUCAGCCGAAAAGCGAAUGCGUGAAGAAGCAAGACAGGAAGAGCAAAAAUUGCGGAAACAUACACAUACGAUGGCCAUGAAUAUAAUGCGUGCCCGUGUCAAAUCCGCUCAACUUUUACUCGAAGGUCGAUCAUUAUCAGCAAAAUAUUGA